This is a messenger RNA of Penicillium nucicola, 1698 nucleotides long. Its product is annotated as flavin-containing monooxygenase. NCBI's taxonomy places the organism in Eukaryota, Fungi, Ascomycota, Eurotiomycetes, Eurotiales, Aspergillaceae. The record is from RefSeq and is a predicted model, not a curated record. The transcript is spliced from 7 exons. Bases 1 to 1698 code for a protein of 565 amino acids. Gene Ontology annotation, molecular function: NADP binding; flavin adenine dinucleotide binding; N,N-dimethylaniline monooxygenase activity.
AUGAUCCCUGCAUAUGCUGAGCGAUCAAUUGAUCACCGACGUCCACUGAAGGUGAUCGUGAUGGGCGCUGGGAUUUCCGGAAUCAUUGCCAAUAUUCGUUUCCCUCGGCUGAUUCCUAAUCUGGAAAUUGUGACAUACGAGAAGAAUCCCGAAAUUGGAGGAACGUGGUUCGAGAAUCGCUACCCGGGAGUGGCAUGUGCGCACUCUUAUCAAUUGACGUUCGAGCCAAACCCUAACUGGAAAGAGUUCUAUGCCAAGGGCGAGGAUAUUCUGGCUUACUGGAAAGAGAUAGUCAGGAAGUAUGAUCUGUAUAAGAAAAUACAGCUCAACAGCAAAGUCAUUCAUGCACGGUACGACGAGACCUCAUGCAAAUGGAACGUGAAAGUUGAGAAUAUCCUCACGGGAGAGAUUCUUGAGGAUUUAGCCGAUGUCUUCUAUGCUUGUCCGGGAGCUUUGAACCAUUGGGAGUGGCCUGAUAUCACUGGACUGCAUGAUUUUCAGGGUAACUUGACUCACAGUGCCGAUUGGAAUGAGAACUGGGACGCUACAGACAAAACUGUGGCUGUGAUUGGUGCAGGUUCUAGCGCUACUCAAAUCCUUCCAGCUAUUCAGGGCAAGGUGAAGAACCUCUUCAAUUUCAUCCGUGGUGAAAUCUGGAUUGCACCACCCUUUGCCAGCACUGAGGUGGAAAGGCAUCAGGCUGAGAUCAAUUUCACUUUUAGCGAUGAGGAAAUCGAAGCAUUCCAAGAACCGAAAGUUCUUUACGAGUACAGAAAGGCCAUUGAAAACGAGCUCCAAUCAUUCCACCAAGUCACGCACCAAGGAGAAGCUUCAAAGGUAGCACAGGGGCAUUUCCAGAAGAACAUGGAGAACAAGCUUCAUUCAAGAGCAGAUAUCCUGGAGAAGAUAUUGCCAAGCUUCCCACCGGGAUGCAGAAGAUUAACGCCUGGUCCUGGAUAUCUGAAGUCUCUCACCCAGCCUAAUGUAAGACUUGUCAAGGGCGACAUUAGCCACGUGUCAUUAGAGGGCGUUCAUCUCAAGGAUGGAUCAUUCUACAAGGUUGACACGAUCAUUUGCGCAACAGGGUUUGUUACUAAUUGGAUUCCUCGAUUCCCCAUUAUCGGUCGAAGCGGCGUCAGUCUACAAGAAAAAUGGGCCGAAUACCCGAAUUCAUAUCUUAGCGUUGCAACUGACGGAUUCCCCAAUAUGUUCAUCUCCCACGGUCCCAACUCGGCCAUCAGCACCGGUAACCUCGUCAUUGUUCUGGAGCAGGUGGCUGAGUAUGUUGGCACAGCCAUUGCAAAGAUGCAAAGGGAUGCGGUCAAGUCAAUUGAGGUGAAGGAAAGCGCUGUAAAGAUUUUCUCCGAUUAUUGCACAUCAUAUUUCCCCACCACCGUUUUCGCGGGGAACUGUCGAUCGUGGUAUAAGACUGGUAGUCAAGAUGGAAGAAUUUCGGCGCUGUGGCCUGGCUCCUCGCUGCAUGCCAUGGAAGCCCUUUCCCACCCUCGUUGGGAGGAUUAUGACUACCAGUAUCUAGACAACAAUCCUCUUUCAUGGCUAGGCGAUGGCUGGACUGAGGUUGGAAGGACAGAAGGUUCAAAUCGGAGCUUCUACUUGGAUGACGAGAGAAUCAGUCGCCUCGUCAACAAGCCCUACUACAAUGGAGUAAGUGGGGCUUCAAAUGGAAUGGCCCUUUAA